GAGAUCAUGAAGAUGGGGAAGAUGGUGAAGGAUCUUGGCCUCUUGCUCCUGACAGUCUCUCCCUAACAUCUGACCGAUACGAUAAAGAGGACGAAGCUCCCUCUGAUGGACAUCAGUUUCUUCCUAUUGCGGCACAAGAUCUUCCAUUUGUUUCAAUAUCUGGAUACUUGGAAAAACGUAGAAAAGACCACAGCUUCCUUGGCUUUGAGUGGCAAAAACGUUGGUGUGCUUUGAGUCGAACAGUCUUCUACUAUUAUGGAAGUGACAAAGACAAACAACAGAAAGGUGAAUUUGCUAUAGAUGGCUACACCGUCAGAAUGAAUAAUACCCUUCGGAAGGAUGGAAAGAAAGAUUGCUGUUUUGAAAUCGCUGCUCCUGAUAAACGCAUUUAUCAGUUUACAGCCGCUACUCCCAAAGAAGCUGCAGAAUGGGUAGAGAGACUCAAAUUUAUAUUGCAAGACAUAGGAUCUCAGACUAUUCCAGAGGAGGAAUAUGAUGACAUUGAAGAAAAUUCCAUACCUCUUUCUCAGUCAGGAAUAGAACCGAUAGAUGAAGACAUUUAUGAAGAGCUUCCAGAAGAAGCAGCAACAGUAGCUGAAAUGCCAGUAAAGAGUGAAGAACCAACCAGACAAAGUCAGGACACUGUUAGCAGUAUUUCAGGCAAUAAAAAAACCGAUUAUGUUAAUUUCUAUCAAGGUUUAUGGGACUGCACUGGUGAUGUUCCUGAUGAACUGUCAUUCAAACGUGGUGAUGUUAUCUACAUUCUCAGUAAGGAGUACAGUAGAUUUGGCUGGUGGGUAGGAGAACUGAAAGGAACCGUUGGCUUAGUGCCUAAAGCCUACAUAAUGGAGAUGUAUGAUAUUUGAGAGGCAAGACUUGGCUGAUUCUGCAAACUAGAGGCCAACUAGUGGAGGCUGUGGAGGGGCUACAAAGAUCAGUGUGAAAUGAAAGACUGGAAAUCUGUGUUAUAUAUACACACAUUUUCACUUAAAAAAAGAAUACUGUUUGCUUUGACACUCUUUGUUGUGAUAUACUUUCAUUUGGGGUUGUAUUUAUUACUCACUUGGUAAAUGGGCAUAUCCUGAUUAUAUGCAGUUGAAAUUUAAUAGAAGAGAGAUCUACAAUAAAUUUUUGGUGAUCAGCCUAAUUACUUUCAAUAUGUACAACGCAGAUGAUCUUUGCAAGAUUUUAUGCUUCUACUUGGCACAAAUGAUACACAGCAAUGGAUCUUUCCUGCAAACAUUCCUAUGACCUGCUAUUUCUUAACUGAAAAGUUUCUGAUCUUUUACUUCAUUUGCAUUUUUAAUGCUUAAACAGUUAAAUUAUGUGAAAAAGGAAAAGACGUGACACUGUGAUAGCAUUUUGAAAUAUAAUAUACCCGUUUUUAAUAUAUUUGGCGAAGGUGUACAUUGUACUUUGUAGCAUCAGUUCAUACAUAUUCUUAGAUAUGUAUUUUUUCUUAGAGCUUUUAGAAGCAGUAUCUGUGGUUCCUCCAAAAACGUGUAUGAACAUUAACUUUAUUUGAUUAAUGCAGUGUUUCUCAAACUUGGCGACUUUCAAAUGGUGGACUACAAUUCCCAGAAUUCCCUAGCCAGCCAUGCUGGGUUGAGAAACAUUGGAUUAAUGGCUACUUCCAUACAACUCUAUUGUUGGUUUUUGGCUUCAAUUGCUUCAUAGCUUUCUUCUUAAGCUCAUCAUAUGGAGUGAUCAAAAAUCAUGUAAUAGGGUUAUAUAUUAGGUUGCUAAGUAAUUAAAUGUAUUUGAUAAGUCCAGUGUAAAAUCACCAAUAAUGCUAAACAAAGUCCCCCUUUGAAGUUUAUACUGAUCGUUCCUAAGACCCUCAUGUUUGUUUUCCCAUUUGGAGGGAGAGCCCUAUUGAUCCACAAACCAUUGCAUUGGUCUGAACUGCUUUUAUAAUAACUAAUUGUGACAUAGGCAAAUCUAACUGACAUCAGGAUGAUCUGUAUUCUCUUUCCAUAUUUUGGCUCUGUCCUGUGAUCACCUACAUCUGUAUACUCAAGUUCUGCAGCCGUUUUGCAGGUGUCCUGCUGCUAAUCUCUUUUCCAGAUCGAAAAAAGUAGCUUUUGAAUGAGCUCCUCUGUGGCCAGACAGCCAAAUACUUGCCUGAAAUAUUCCUAUGAAGUACUAUUGUACUGUUUAAUCUGCCUCUCUCAAAAGAGCAGCAUCGAUAGGGGUUCAGUGUUUAAGAGUCUCUGUUUUGGGGGGCAGAAGCCAUAAACACCAGAAGAAUAUGUACUGAGAUUGCGACUCGGUGAGGUUUGAUUAUAUUCCCUCUUUCUAAAUUAAUGGUGGCCAAAGACUAAGAUUAGGCAGAACUGUAAAAUUAAUACAGCAAUGCAGAAGGCUCAUAUGUUGAACAAUUAAAGUUUUUUUUAAAAGGGUUUGCCUGUUUUUGCUCUGUCCUCUGCAGUGGUUAUCUUUUACUAUGCAUAUAGUGAGCCAAAGCUUGGUUGAGCAAAUAGAUUGUCACAUGGUAAAACUAUUAAUUAUCUGUAUAUAAUUAAAAAGCAAAACAAAACCCUACACAUAGAAAGCUAGCAUGUUAAGGAGAAAGCUAAUUGACCAUGAGUUGGAAAUAGACUCCCAUCGCAAUCAGAGGGACUUAAAUGAACCUAAUAUAGAUUGUGAUUUUAUAUGCACGUACAAGGAAAUAAAUCUUGUCUACUUUUGAAGAAACACGUAGAAGGCUGCACUGUUAAGUCUGUAUCUAAUUCUGUCUAUGCUAACCCACUGCAGGGGAGCAUUCAAAGAAAUCUCCCUCCUUGUUUUCUGAAGUGGUAUAAUCCAAGAGCAAUUUUAGCAUGUGAUUAAUGUUUCCUGGUAUGCAUCAAGGCAUAAAAGCCUCUUUCAAUUGCAGUGUUUAUGUCCUAUUUUGUUUUUGUUUUUUUACAAAGUCCAUUGAAGACCAUUGGAUAGACUAUUAUUUAAAGAAAAUUCAUUGGUGAAUGAAGAAUUCUUUAGAAGGAUUAAGCAUUCCUCAAGUUUAUGGAUAUGACCUGACACCCCUGAGAAGCAACGCUUGUUAACAAACCAGGAAUUACAUCACUGUUCCGAAAUGCUGUUAGUGCUAGAAAUAAUGCUAAUUUGAAAAAGAGAUUUGUGUAUUACCAAUGUUUGCCAGUAGAUGGCAGUAGACUUUCACGGCACAUGCUGGUGGGGAACCCAUCCCCCAGCCGUAUUUGUUGCGUUCAGAUGAAUUUUUUGCAACUUAAAGUAUUUGGAGAAUUUCCUUCCCUUUUUCAUGUAAAUCCAGGAGAGGGAGUCCUUAGCCAACUGAUGAAUGACAAACCCUUCAAAUAAUUUUUCCUAUUGAUUGGAUGAUAUAGGAAGCAGUGAUUUUAUUGUUCUCUUAACCUUUUUUUCAUGUUCUGCACAGAUGAUGUUAGCAAGCACACCCAUUCACAGUGCAGAUGUUUCACAACUACUCUACUCCUACCUUUUAACUAGACAUGCCUUAUCUAAACCAGCAAAAAGAAAAGGGUGUGAUAUUUGUAAACAAAUAUCUUGACAAAUGCCAUAACCUUUUGGGGGGCCUGGGAAAAUUCCCCAUUAAUGUGAAUCCAACACAAUUUGGCAGUAUAUGCUAAUUGGUUUGUUCUCAUUAUUUACUUGUGUUCCUUUGCAAAAGAGUUAUUUCAUAAGUCAUAUUUUAUGUAGCAACUUGCUUAUUUGCUCUGUACUGGAUUUGUACUAUACUGCUAUUAGAUCUCACAGUAACGUUCCAUGCUGCAAAUUUUUAAGGUUCAAAUAAAGUUUAAUUGUUUGCAAACUGUUA
Python bivittatus (Burmese python) is the source of this 3796-nucleotide messenger RNA. The record is from RefSeq and is a predicted model, not a curated record. NCBI's taxonomy places the organism in Eukaryota, Metazoa, Chordata, Lepidosauria, Squamata, Pythonidae.